This is a messenger RNA of Anopheles marshallii, 792 nucleotides long. RefSeq names its product probable maleylacetoacetate isomerase 2. The transcript is spliced from 5 exons. The record is from RefSeq and is a predicted model, not a curated record. Gene Ontology annotation, molecular function: glutathione transferase activity; maleylacetoacetate isomerase activity. Gene Ontology annotation, cellular component: mitochondrion; cytoplasm. Gene Ontology annotation, biological process: glutathione metabolic process; L-phenylalanine catabolic process. Lineage: Eukaryota; Metazoa; Arthropoda; Insecta; Diptera; Culicidae. Bases 1 to 792 code for a protein of 263 amino acids.
AUGCCGGCUAUUUGUGCGUUCUUUCCAAAAAAGUAUGCGCUAGGCGCGGCAACAGCAUCCCUGAAACAGUUUCCACUGCUGCAGUUGUCAACAUACGGCUUCAAAAUUAAUUACUCCAAGUUCCAUGGCUCGAUGUCGCUAUCCGCGAUGUCGAAGCCCAUCCUGUACUCGUACUGGCGCAGUUCCUGUUCCUGGCGUGUGCGCAUAGCUCUAAAUCUAAAGGAGAUUCCGUAUGACAUUAAGCCGAUCAGUUUGAUCAAGUCCGGAGGCGAACAGCACUGUAAUGAGUAUCGAGAGGUAAAUCCAAUGGAGCAAGUCCCUGCACUGCAAAUCGAUGGACACACGCUCAUCGAAUCACUCUCGAUAAUGUAUUAUCUCGAGGAGACGCGUCCUCAGCGUCCAUUGAUGCCGCAGGAUGUUUUGAAGCGUGCCAAAGUACGGGAAAUCUGCGAGGUGGUAGCAUCCGGCGUUCAGCCGUUGCAAAAUCUGAUAGUGCUCAUUCACGUGGGCGAGGAAAAAAAGAAGGAAUGGGCACAGCAUUGGAUAACGCGCGGUUUCCGAGCGAUCGAAAAGCUGCUCUCAACGUCGGCGGGCAAAUUUUGCGUGGGCGAUGAGAUCACCCUUGCCGACUGUUGUCUCGUGCCGCAAGUGUUCAAUGCUCGUCGCUUCCACGUAGAUCUUCGUCCGUAUCCAAUCAUUCUGCGUAUCGAUCGUGAACUGGAAGGUCAUCCCGCGUUUCGGGCAGCCCAUCCCUCCAAUCAGCCAGACUGUCCUCCGGAAGCGGCCAAAUAA